GAAUUUAGUUCAUAUGCCAUUUUCCAAUGUUAAGGUCGAAAAUGCUGCAAAAGGAACGGGUUGUAAGGUGAUACCGUUUGUUUUAACUUGAUUUCGUGCAAGCUUUUGCGUGUUGUGAGCAGCUAGGUUAUACUAUAACGGACGGUGGGGUAUAAUAAUUAGUGAGCGCCACAUUACCCAACAUUGCUCAAAGUGAGGAAUUUAAUAGCCCUUUAAAAGCUGCCCUGUACACUUGGAACAAUAUCAGUCGUGUGAUCGCUUCGGGACAGUUAAAGUGUGUAUCAAAGGAAGGAAUUUUAUUGCCACCACCGAAAACGAAAAGAUGGAGAGUAACGAUUCGGUGAUGCGAUCGAAAGGAUUUGUGAUCUGCACGCUGGUGCUAUCGUUCUUUCAAUUUGUAAUAGCAAAAUGUUUCGAAAAAGCAUCGAUCGCCUUCCUCAGCCUGAUGGAGGGUCUGUCGAUGAAAAGUACGGCAGAGGAGCAAAUUGCCACCUUUGAUCAACUUUCGACGCACUGGUGGGAACCGACUGGGCCUAUGAUUUUGCUGCAUAAGUUAAAUAAAUUGAGAGUUCCAAUGGUUGUGGAAGGUCUCAUCAAGGCAGGGAAACUAGAUCGAAAGCAACGGUACACGACGGAUGCCUUGAAAGGUCUCACGGUGCUGGAUGUUGGUUGCGGUGGUGGAAUUUAUUCGGAGGCGCUUGCGAAACUGCACGCGAACGUAGUCGGUAUUGAUCCAGCGCGACACCUAAUCGAGGUAGCCAAGGCACACGCACAUAAGCAAACGGACAUUAAGGAUCGUUGCCAGUACUACGAACAAUCGCUCGAGGAACACUGGCAAGGUGCGGUUGGCAAGUAUGAUGUGGUCGUACUAUCGGAAACGAUCGAGCAUGUGGUGGACAAGAGUACGCUGCUCAAGCACGUCGCUGCGGUGCUGAAACCGGGUGGCUCUGUAUUCAUCAGUACGUGGAACAAGACCAACUGGUCCUGGCUUCUGGCGGUGGUAGUGCUGGAAAAUAUCAUGAAGAGGCUGCCGAAGGGUUCGCACGAUUAUGAUCAGUUUGUUUCGCCUGAAGAAACGGAAGCAAUGCUAGAGGCGUACGGUUGUCGCACAAUUGAACAGAGACCGUUCUAUCUAAAGUUCUGGGAAAGUGAGUGGGUUUGGGUGCCGUUCAAUAGUCUUACGUAUGCGUUACAUGCGGUUAAGGAAUAGGCACUUGUUCAAGGUGCACGACAAGUGUAUUGGAUUACGAUGAACCAUUGAGAGCUUAAAUUAUAUAUCAAUUCUUGCAAAAAUACAAAAAAAAUACAGAGAAUUAUUGUCCGUAUCGACAUCUGAUAAGUCUGAAACAUGCUUCGAUGUGGGUUAUAUAAAAAGAGAGUUUUAGAGUCGACUAUCUUGGUAUCUGAGCACAUCCAUGUUGUUCACUCGCAGAAUGUCUCUACCUCUUGCACCUUUAAAUAUCUCUGCAACAUCGAGAGAGUUCGUUAAUUCAUUGAUUGAUUAUAACCUAGCUUUGUCUAUAACAAUAUUUUGGUAACGAAAGUUUUCCGCCGAACAUUUCGUAUGUUUCGUCAUCUCAUAACCCAUAUUUCUUUAACAACUCUUGACAUGUAUUGUAGAAGAAUUCAUUAGGAAGCACUCAAUAAAUUUUGGAAUAGAUUAUCUGAAAACAUUUGAAUCAGGAUCUGUGUCCUGAAAUUAAGAACUUCUCAUCUUUUUCUAACUAAAUUUGACCGCAUGACAAAGACAUCAUUCAUUUUCCAUUGCACCGAUGACGACUUUAGGAUGAGCGGAAUAUUCAUUAUUUGGGUCUUUCUUGAAAGCGUGGCGAAGAAUUCCUUCGAAUUCCGUCGAAAGAAGAAGCGGAUGUAAAUUCCCGAUGUGCUUGUUGGUGUUCUUGGUCCGUGUGGCAAACUGUUCCAGCGAUCUUGAGUUCCUUCUAAUUAUCGAUGUUGGUUACUGAUAGUUCACAAUGACGGAAUGCAAAAUUUAAGUUCUUUUUCUGGUGGUAAAAAUAAGUCUAGUAUAAGUCAGAACUGGCCGGCGUGGCC
Messenger RNA from Anopheles funestus (African malaria mosquito), 2052 nucleotides. Its product is annotated as ubiquinone biosynthesis O-methyltransferase-like. The transcript is spliced from 2 exons. The coding region runs from base 323 to 1210 and encodes 295 amino acids. Gene Ontology annotation, molecular function: 2-methoxy-6-polyprenyl-1,4-benzoquinol methyltransferase activity. Gene Ontology annotation, biological process: ubiquinone biosynthetic process. Lineage: Eukaryota; Metazoa; Arthropoda; Insecta; Diptera; Culicidae. The record is from RefSeq and is a predicted model, not a curated record.